Cucurbita pepo subsp. pepo (vegetable marrow) is the source of this 537-nucleotide messenger RNA. The record is from RefSeq and is a predicted model, not a curated record. Lineage: Eukaryota; Viridiplantae; Streptophyta; Magnoliopsida; Cucurbitales; Cucurbitaceae.
AUGGGUUCAUAUCGUACUAGGCACGACCCUAGUAGAUCAUGUCAUAUAUGUCAUAUAUAUGUAGAGAGUGAUAUUGCAUGUGGGUUCAUAUCGUACCGGGNGAAAGGCUAUGGUAGCGGUGGUGGUGGAGGAAGUGGUGUAGGAUAUGGGGAUUUGGGUGGACAUGGGAAAGGCUAUGGUAGCGGUGGUGGUGGAGGAAGUGGUGUAGGAUAUGGGGAUUUGGGUGGACAUGGGAAAGGCUAUGGUAGCGGUGGUGGUGGAGGGAGUGGGUAUGGCGGUGGAGCUGAUCAUGGAGUUGGGUAUGGUAGUGGCGGAGGUGGAGGAUAUGGAGCUGGAGGUGGAGCUGGAUAUGGUCCAGGAGGAGACCGUGGUGUUGGCUAUGGGAGUGGAGGAGGGGGUGGGUCAGGUGGUGGUUAUGGUGGUGGAGCCAAAGGGUAUGGUGGUGGUGCUAAAGGAAGUGGAUAUGGGAGUGGUGGCGGCGCCGGAAGUGGCUACGGUGGUGUUGGUGGUGAAGGAGGAUAUGAUGGUGGAUAUUGA